This is a messenger RNA of Xyrauchen texanus (razorback sucker), 4431 nucleotides long. It is a transcript of the gene phf21aa, whose product is annotated as PHD finger protein 21Aa. Gene Ontology annotation, molecular function: chromatin binding. Gene Ontology annotation, biological process: negative regulation of transcription by RNA polymerase II. The transcript has 16 exons. NCBI's taxonomy places the organism in Eukaryota, Metazoa, Chordata, Actinopteri, Cypriniformes, Catostomidae. The coding region runs from base 295 to 2511 and encodes 738 amino acids. The record is from RefSeq and is a predicted model, not a curated record. Gene Ontology annotation, cellular component: histone deacetylase complex.
GAAGAAGAGUUCUUGUUUUGUAUGUCAGUUUCUGUCUUUUUUUUAAAAUACAUUUUUGGUCAAAAACCAACCGAACAAAGCGAAGAUUCCUUCUAAUACACUGCACAAAACUUUAGGGCGCUAAAUUGAAUCAUUUCAUCCGCGGGAUAGGAUUUUGUUGGUGAAAUGCCCGGCUGUUUGUAAAUAUAUAUUUAAAUAAUUGGUGAGUGUGUGUAAGUGUAUGAAGAUCGGGAUUUGACUGCUGGAGGAGUGUGUACAAGGGCAGCUGUGUAGCGUUUUGGGAAGAAGGGAUCGAUGAUGGAACUGCAAAAUUUACAGGAAGCACUCAAAGUGGAAAUCCAGAUCCAUCAGAAACUCAUCACACAGAUGAAGCAAGAUCCACAGAAUGCUGAUCUGAAGCUGCAGCUCCGUGACCUGCAGACCAAGAUCACAACGCUGAGUGAGCGGCAGAAAAAGGUGGUAGAGCAGUUAAGGAGAGAUCUACUGGUGAAACAGGAAGAUAUGAAGCUGCAGACGCUACAAGCUGACGGGCAAACGUCUACCCUGCUCAUCACACAGACACAAGCGUCUCUGCCUGCUGCCAGCCUUACCACUUCACAGAACUCUGUGACUCCUGUCAUUGCUUCAAAGACACUACCUCUGGUGCUGAGAGCUGCCACACCCACCUCACCUAUCAUCAUGACACCAGCACCCACUAUCACCGUGGUUACAACCCUCAGCAACACUCUCCUAGCGAGCCCUCCUAACUCGGAUCCUCAAAACUCACCACUAAAAUUCCAACCUGUCAUCCACGUGACCAAUCAGGGGGCAGAGCCAGUACGAGUCAUACCCAAUAGCACUGUUCUUGUUCAAGCUGCCUCCCAACCAAUCAAAGUUCCUCAGUUUGUCCCACCCACCAGACAGACAACUCGGCCAGCCACUGUACUGCAGGUCCGGCCCAAACCUCCAGCCUCUCUAUCUCCAGCUGCUGGUCAGGUGUCUGUACAGACCCUGCAGUCACCAGUGUUACUGAGCACUACCCUCCCUUCCUCUGGUCACAUCCAGCAGAUGCGUAUCCUCAAUGGCCUGCCCUGCCCCAACAUCUCAAACAGCACAGGCAUUCUGAUCUCUCCCCCUACACACACACAACCAUCUGCCCAGACACACAUGCAGAAGUUACCUUACAACAGCCCAAGCUCUGACAACAUGACAUCUGUUGUGGAAUAUGGGACAGAGCCAAAGACUUCAUUGCUCAUCUCUCCAGACACACCUACACACACUUCACCUCCACUGUCCUUAGAUUCACAAUCCUCACCUGCCCCCACAAACACACACACACCUUCUUCCAAACAUCAGGAGAGCCCACGGAAACUGGCCUUCAUGUUGUCUCUGGGACUGGUCACACGUGACUAUUUUGAAGAGAUUAAGAGCAGGCGUCAGGAGCGUAAGAGAAGAACAACAGCAAAUCCAAUAUAUAGUGGAGCCAUGUUCGAACCAGAGCGCAAGAAGAGCUCAGUGUCAUAUCUGAGUUCCAUUAACCAGUCUAGCAGGAAGAGAGGUCACCUUUCUAAAAACGGCAGUAUUGUGGAGUGGGGGCCCCUCCCCCCAACCACCAGCAGCCAUCAUUCUGCCUCCCCAGAACAACAGCGGCCCACUGCGGGCAGCCCAUUCUCCCAUGCCCUCUCACUCACCCUUUCAUCACAUUCACCCACACCCAGCCCCAGCCCAGCAGGGGAUAUUCUGCAGAAGGAAGAUUCUAUUGAGUGGCCAGGGACACUCGCUAUUGUCCAUUCUUAUAUCUCUUAUAAAGCAGCUAAAGAAGAAGAGAAAGAUCGUCUGAUGAGAUGGAGCACAGAGCUGCAGGAUGAGAGGGAGACACUGGAGCAGAAAGUCGGACAGCUCAGCCACUCUAUAACGAGAUGUAUGGACAGCAAAAACGGCGUGAUGGCCCAACAGAUGGAGAUGGAGGUUUCACUGGAGAAAAUUAGAGGGCUGGUCCAUCUGAUCAGAGGGAUCCAGUUGUCCCCCCACCCUUGCCAGGCACUCAUCUCCCCUGUAGGCAUGGCUAAUGGAGAUAUGUCCCACAAUGGAGCUUCCAAACCCAGCAGCUCCUAUGCAGUCACUACAGACACAAACAAUAACACGAAUAACUCAACACGCUCCUCCGAAGCUAUGGUGAUAAUUAGCACUCUUUCAAACAUAAACGAUCCCGUCAAACAAAUCAGCACAAAUAAUAACACAAUUAAGACUGAUGCUACAAACGCAAAGAGCAACACUAGCAGUGAGGGCACUGAAGAGAGCACACAUAUAAAAAGCAUGUCCAGAAUCAGGAGUGAACCCACUAAUGCAAACAUCACAGCCUUCAGCAAUAACAGCAGCAACCAGGGGCUUCCCAGUACCAACGGAGCAGUGUCCGCAGGGGAGGAAAAUAUAAAGAAACAUAGAAACAUCAACAGUGACCUCAGCGUCAUCCCACAGCCCCUUCUCGGCCCAAUCGUACCCCUUACGGGAGUGACGGAGGGGGUAAAAUAGCAUCAGCUACCCCACCAUAGUUGCUGCCCAAAGUGUGCCAGUUAACAGUAUUGUUGUUCUGUGUUUUUGUUUCAUCUCUUGUAUCUUUGAGGGAAAGAAAAUCCAUAGUGCCAUUUACUACAUGCAGGAAGGAGGUUCCUAAAGUACCAGCAAUGUGUAUGCUAAUGUGUGCACACUGAAAAUAUUUCUACAAAGAAUAAUGAUAUAGAAAAUAAAAUAAAAGAGUAAUAAAAUCUAAAGAUAUCACACCAUUGUGUGCCUGAUACUGUUGCCAUAGCACCUCUGAAAGAGAAAGCUUCUGAAGGAUUGGAUGCAGGUCUUGUUCCUGCAGCCCUCUGGUAGUUGAGUAGCACAGCUUCCUAGCUCUGAUCUAAGACAUAAGAUAUGGAGAUAUGAAGAGUUCAGUCUGUUUGUGAAAUGCAACCAAGGUGCAGUUGUUUUGUCUAGUUUUGAGUUAUUGUGUCUAAUUCUAGGGCAUCAGAGCGUAACAUGAAGCUCAAAACAGGUUAUCACACACUAACAGAAAUACAGGUCUUCCAGGCGUUCCGCUGGAGAAUUCACUGCUGUCAUUAGCAUUUGUCUAAUUCUUGGCUUCUUAAAAGCUGAAACAUUUCUGUAAAUAUAUUUUUAAACACAUUAUUUGUAGUUUUUUUUUUAACAAAAAUAUUAAUUAGUUCUGUUCUGCCAAAUAAUUAGUGCCACAGGGAACUGUUAUUUUAUGUUAUAUACUUAUAAGAUUAAAUAGAUAUUUAAGAGAAGUAGAUUAGUAUUUGUAGUGUCAGUCCUGAAGUGUUUGUGAGGUCAAUUAUAACCAUGCCUUAUCUACUAAACAGUGGUGAUUUAAUGAGAGUGCAGUUCCAUAUAAGUCACGGAUGAUUUUUAACAGAAGGGAUGAUUUGAGAUUUGCUGAUCUCACAUCAUUUAUGGUUCAUGGAAGUCCAUAUCCACAUCAAGAGGACUUUUUAUCACCAGUGUAGCAGGGGUUUCAUGCCUUGUCCAAGAACUUUGAUUCCUUAAAACAAUGAAAAAUAUUAAGAUAGACUUGCACACAUGCCGUCAAAAAAAAUCCCAUAAAACCAGUGUGCCAGCAAUGUUAUGCUUAUGGGCCAAAAUAAGGGCUUCUGUUCUGUAUCAUUUCAGUGUCGUCUUACUAGGUGUUAACACUGUUCUGUAAACCUACCCUAAAGCACAACACAAUGGGGCAUAUGUGCUAUGCCUAGGGCCGCAAUUUUACCAUUGUCUCCACCACUAAGAGGCUUCUGUUAUUACAUUAUUAUUUAUAUUUUGCAUUACUCUAACCAUAUCAGAGAUAUUGAUGCUCUCUCACCACUGUAUUUCAGACAGUGUGUAACAAGCACAGACUUAACACACCAGACCACCUCUAACAUAAAUGGCUGCCCCAGAAACAGCCAUGGUUGGUUGAAAACUGUAUCAUGUAUCAAAAUGACAUUUCUAUUGUGAAAGCACAUUAAAUAACCCAGAAUCCCAGUGGUGUCAAACACACUGGGAAUGCAUUGCUGUUGACAGAAGACAGAAUUAUAUACAGUGUUUAUAUCUUCAUUUCAGGUUUGUGAGUGUGUACAUGUUCUUGUUUUCAAUGCUGCACAUGUGGUUCUAGCCUGCAGUAGCCUCUGUGGAUUGGUUGCCUUAAGUUCUAUAGAAUAUGUUAGGCUGUUUCAUUUUAGUGUUAUGACUUGUCAGUGUCUUAGAACCAGUUGUCAGCACAAUGAGGGAGUUUUUUCCCAUUUAGGAAUUUGAACCUACUUUGUCAUCUGAUAAUUCUGGCUGUGAGGACAGUGCCUGCACUGCCUAUAGUGAAUCUAACCACUACACAUAACUACAUAAGAACUCUUUUAAGUGCUUACCUCUUAUAACGAAACACAAAACAAAUUGCUGAUUAAUUAAUUUACUUUUUUUUUU